Fusarium mangiferae is the source of this 801-nucleotide messenger RNA. RefSeq lists its product as uncharacterized. The transcript has 3 exons. Gene Ontology annotation, molecular function: oxidoreductase activity. The record is from RefSeq and is a predicted model, not a curated record. The coding region runs from base 1 to 801 and encodes 266 amino acids. NCBI's taxonomy places the organism in Eukaryota, Fungi, Ascomycota, Sordariomycetes, Hypocreales, Nectriaceae.
AUGCCACAUAUUAAGCAGAUAGUAGCCGUCAGGAGAAAGCCUGGUCUGACCCGCCAGGAGUUCUUCGACUAUCACUUCCAGGUCCACGGCAAACUCAGCCAAGCACCCUCUCUGGAUAUCACUCCAUUAAAGUAUUUCCAAACCCAUAUCCAAGAUGCAGUAUACAACCAUCAAGAAGGUCAAGGCGUCAACGCCAAUCCUUGGUGGGCCUUUUCCGACGACAUCGUUGAGCUUUACUUCCAAUCUGAACACCAUAUGAAGACGGUUUUCGGCUCACAAUAUGUAAGAGAAAACGUUGGUCCGGAUGGUAUCAACUUCUCCGACUUCGGUUCAGCGUUGCCUGUGACUGUUCAGGAAAGAGUUAUUCCACUGAACGAGUCAGUGAAUGCGUCAUCUGGAGACGUUGACACAUUAUCGGGAUCCCCUGUCGCGAUGUAUUACUUGACUGUGACCGGCAGCGACACCGAAGAUAUUAUUACCGGAUUUGUCAAUAGUUUGCAGAAGUUGGCAGGGAGCCAGGUGCGCACGGUUGUUGCGAAUACUCCAGUAGAGCUGAGCCUCAACCCAGAUGCUUAUUUUGGGAGCAAUCCCAAGCGGCCCAAAUUCAAUUUAAUAUUCUCAAUUCAUCUGCGCGACAAGGAGAGCGUCGCGGAGGUGAGGAAAGCGCAGAAAGAGUUUGAGGCAGCGUACGGAGCCAAUAUUAAUCUCCCAAAUUCCUGGAUCGCCUUUGGUCAACGCGGUCUAGUUCUCAACCAGGAGAAAGAUAUCCAGUUUGAUCUAUCCCGCCAGCCCAAACUGUAG